Messenger RNA from Morchella importuna, 1638 nucleotides. RefSeq lists its product as uncharacterized. The record is from RefSeq and is a predicted model, not a curated record. Gene Ontology annotation, biological process: sulfur amino acid metabolic process. Gene Ontology annotation, cellular component: cytoplasm. The transcript is spliced from 5 exons. Gene Ontology annotation, molecular function: adenylylsulfate kinase activity; ATP binding; sulfate adenylyltransferase (ATP) activity. Bases 1 to 1638 code for a protein of 545 amino acids. NCBI's taxonomy places the organism in Eukaryota, Fungi, Ascomycota, Pezizomycetes, Pezizales, Morchellaceae.
AUGGCUGGACUUCCUGAACCUCAUGGUGGUGUAUUGAAGGACCUGAUCGCUAGGGAUCUUCCCAAGUACCAGGAGCUUCUCACCGAGAGUGAGACUCUGCCGUCAAUUGUCUUGACCGAGAGACAGCUAUGUGAUUUGGAGCUGAUCAUGAGCGGAGGAUUUUCUCCUUUGGAGGGUUUCAUGAACGAGGCGGACUACAACGGUGUAGUUGAGAAUGAGCGUAUCGCAGACGGUACCUUGUUCUCCAUGCCGAUCACCCUUGACGUCUCUAAGGAACAGAUCGACGAGGCUGCGAUCAAGCCAGGUUCUCGUGUUACACUUAGAGAUUUCCGUGAUGACCGCCAUUUAGCUAUCAUUACCGUUGAUGAUGUUUACAGGCCUGACAAAGCUAAGGAGGCCAAGAUGGUAUUUGGUGGUGACGAUGAGCACCCCGCAAUUGUCUACCUGUACAAGACCGCAAAGGAGUUUUACAUUGGCGGUAAAAUCCAAGCUAUCCAGAGGCUUAGCCACUACGACUAUGUCGGUUUGAGAUACACUCCCGCCGAGCUCCGUCUCCACUUUGAGAAGCUCGGAUGGUCCAAGAUUGUCGCUUUCCAGACCAGAAACCCUAUGCACCGCGCUCACCGUGAAUUGACUGUCCGCGCAGCCCGCACCCGCCAGGCUAACGUCCUCAUCCACCCUGUCGUUGGUCUUACCAAGCCCGGUGACAUCGACCACUUUACCCGUGUCCGUGUCUACCAGGCCCUCCUUCCUAGAUACCCCAACGGUAUGGCCGUUCUUGGUCUUCUCCCACUCGCUAUGCGUAUGGGUGGUCCCCGUGAAGCCAUCUGGCACGCCAUCAUCCGUAAGAACCACGGAGCAACCCACUUCAUUGUCGGUCGUGACCACGCUGGACCUGGGUCAAACAGCAAGGGCGUUGAGUUCUACGGACCUUAUGACGCUCAGCACGCCGUGGAGAAGUACAAGGAGGAAAUUGGGAUCGAGGUUGUUCCCUUCCAGAUGAUGACCUACCUCCCCGACACCGAUGAGUACGCCCCUGUCGACGAGAUCAAGCCUGGAACCAAGACUCUCAACAUCUCUGGAACCGAGCUCCGCCGCCGUCUCCGUACCGGCACUCAGAUUCCUGAGUGGUUCUCCGGCAAGGACGCCAUUGGUCGUGCCCUCCAGGUCACUCUCAACCAACAGGGAGGAAGGUCUACCACCCUUCUUCUCGGAGAGACCGUGCGUUCCGAGCUUUCUGCUGAGCUUGGGUUCUCGCGCGAGGAUCGCCACACAAACAUCCAGCGUAUCGCAUUCGUUGCCGCUGAGCUCACCCGCUCUGGUGCCGCUGUCAUUGCUGCUCCUAUUGCGCCAUUCGAGGCCUCGAGGGCUCAGGCCAAGGAGACUAUCAGCCAGUUCGGAUCAUUCUACCUCAUCCACGUCGCAACCCCGCUUGAGUACUGCGAGAAGACCGACAAGAGGGGCGUGUACAAGCGUGCCCGUGCCGGCGAGAUCAAGGGCUUCACUGGUGUCGAUGACCCAUAUGAAAACCCGGUCAAGCCCCACUUGGUUGUUGAUGCCAGCAAGCAGACUGUGAGGAAUAUUGUCCACCAGAUUGUGUUGUUGUUGGAGAGCGAGGGAUUGUUGGAUACUCUAUAA